This is a messenger RNA of Lipotes vexillifer (Yangtze River dolphin), 927 nucleotides long. It is a transcript of the gene ZDHHC7, whose product is annotated as zDHHC palmitoyltransferase 7. The transcript is spliced from 6 exons. Lineage: Eukaryota; Metazoa; Chordata; Mammalia; Artiodactyla; Lipotidae. The record is from RefSeq and is a predicted model, not a curated record. Bases 1 to 927 code for a protein of 308 amino acids. Gene Ontology annotation, molecular function: palmitoyltransferase activity.
AUGCCGUCAUCAGGACACCGGCUCCGGGAUGUCGAACACCAUCCUCUCCUGACCGAAAAUGACAACUGCGACUCUGCCUCGUCCUCUUCAUCCGAGGCCGAUGUGGCAGACAGGGUCUGGUUCAUCCGCGACGGCUGUGGCAUGAUCUGUGCUGUCGUGACGUGGCUGCUGGUCGUGUACGCGGACUUCGUGGUGACGUUUGUCAUGCUGCUGCCUUCCAAAGACUUCUGGUACUCCGUGGUCAAUGGAGUCGUUUUUAACUGCCUGGCGGUGCUUGCCCUGUCCUCUCACUUGAGGACCAUGCUCACCGACCCCGGGGCAGUACCCAAAGGGAAUGCUACUAAAGAAUACAUGGAGAGUUUGCAGCUGAAGCCUGGAGAAGUGAUCUACAAGUGCCCCAAGUGCUGCUGUAUCAAGCCCGAGCGUGCCCACCACUGCAGUAUUUGCAAAAGAUGUAUUCGGAAAAUGGAUCAUCACUGCCCCUGGGUGAACAAUUGUGUCGGAGAAAAGAAUCAGAGAUUUUUCGUGCUCUUCACUAUGUACAUCGCGCUGGCGUCCGUGCACGCGCUCGUGCUCUGCGGGCUGCAGUUCGUCGCCUGCGUCCGAGGGCAGUGGACUGAAUGCAGUGGUUUCUCACCUCCAGUCACUGUGAUCCUGCUGAUCUUCCUGUGCCUUGAGGGUCUGCUGUUUUUCACUUUCACCGCAGUGAUGUUCGGCACCCAGAUCCACUCCAUAUGCAAUGAUGAAACGGAGAUUGAGAGGCUGAAGAGUGAGAAGCCGACGUGGGAGCGGAGGCUGCGGUGGGAAGGGAUGAAGUCUGUCUUUGGGGGCCCCCCCUCGCUGCUCUGGAUGAACCCCUUCGUCGGCUUCCGAUUCAGGCGACUGCAGACGAGACCUAGGAAAGGGGGCCCCGAGUUCUCGGUGUGA